AUGCAGACGAAAACAUCAACAAAGCCAAAUUGCAGAAGAGCGUCAAAGACAAAGAAUGGUCCUAAUCCACGGUCUCGCUCGGGUUGUGUUACUUGCAAGGCUAAGCAUACAAAAUGCGAUGAGACAAGACCUGAGUGUCUGAGAUGUAUUCGAAAAGGUGUCAAAUGCGGUGGUUACUGGAAAGAGUUUAAAUGGUCGUUCAAGCAUCAACCAGGCGAGGUAAACUUCGAGUUCGCGGCCCCAGCUUCACCAACCUCUUCGCGAAGAAGUUCGACUAUUCAACCCGAACCGUCAUUCGUAGCGACACCUUCGGCGGUAUUCGACAUCCCACUAGAGCCACUUGCUCCAGCGCUGGCUGAGGAGUUGCCUAUUGAGGAUAACACUUCAAUUCUUGGUGACGCGAGCUGGACUACGAGUUCUUGUACCGAGUCGGAUAUCUUUGCACGGUCGAAUUCCAUUGUUGAAGAGAAUACAAGCGAUAUGACGGUUCAGAAUGUCGAAAUGACUUCUCAGGCUCUUACACAGACGAAUGAAUCUCAAUAUUUCGAGGGAACGCCGCUCACUGUUGGACUUAUAACCGACACUUCGUCCCUCCUCAUCAGCAACUGGUUCGAGCAAGUCUGCACGUUAUGGUCUGGUUUCGACUCAGACUUUAACCUCAAUCGGAAACUCGCUCUCGAGCUAUGUACGAGUUCUCAAUCUGUGUUUAGUUCAUUACAGAGCAUGUCUGCUGGAUUCUUAUCUACGCGAUUACCGCACAUGAAGCAAUCGGCUAUGUAUUUCCUGCAAGCAGCUACUGGAUCAGUGCUUUCAGAAGCUGAAGAGAUUAUCCAGAACCCAGCUGCGGAUAAUAUGCCCGCUGGCGCAUUAUUCUCGCUGUUUUGUCUGGGAACGACGGUGUGUUGGGUCGAUGCUCGACAACUAGGCCUACCAUUCUUCCGAUCAGCUCGCAAGAUCUUGAACCGCCUUAACCGACGUAUUUCAUCUCUCUCAGCAAAAGACCUGGAACUCUUAUCAUAUUUCAACAGGAGUCUAACAUACUGCGAAAUGCUCCUUGCCGCAGUUCACCAAGACGAUACAGCUCUCGACACCGACGAUCCAGUCACAGGCCCUCAAACCGAUUCCUCAAUGCAACUAGCCGAGCGAUACGUGGACAACUCACCGCACCCGUGGACUGGCAUUUCCCCGCUCGCUUCUCAGCUCUUCGCACAAGCGAUAAGGCUCUGCCGAAGCUUCCGACGCAAUCUCAAACUGCCCAAAGAAACAGGGCGGGAUUUCCAGCGCGCUUUGGAGGAGAUCCAAGAGGCGCAACGGUUGGAGGAGAAGCUCCUGGGGCUUGAGUUCCAGAAUACCCUUUGUGUUGCUAACACGGGAGAUUAUCGAACGCCGUCGCUUCAUCUUGCGCAGGUCGCUGAGGCUUAUAAACUUGCUGCGUUGCUGCAGCUGUAUCAGACUUUCCCUGAUCUGGUGGCUUUACGACUACCGACUGAUUCUGUGCAUGCGAAUAGUCGACAUAUUCCUUGGGAGGAGUGGAUUAUCCCGUUGAGUCUUCGCCUUGUUAAUGUUUUGGAGCAUAUUCCGCCCAACUCUGGCACACGCUGUAUCCAACCGUUGCUAUACAUCACCGCGAGUACUGGUCUUCGCUACGAUACUACAACGAUGCUCGACAUUUCUACCUCUUCGUUCGAUGCAGCCAUCGGCUCGUCAAGCUUCCAGACAGAUCCCUUCUCUAUGGACAUGCUGGGCACUUCACCGCCACCUGCCAACUUAAUAUCCCGCAUGUCGCUCGAUAUUAGCAACGCUCGGCAUUUCAUCACCGGUCGGCUGAACAUGUUGGAGAGCAGUUUACCGCCGAAACCGGUUAUGAUGGCGAAGGAGCUGAUCAAGGCUAUAUGGGACGCUUAUGAUAGCGAAGCACCUGGGUCGGCUUCGGUGCAUUGGGUGGAUGUGAUGGAGGAUAACAACUUGAGAUCAAUGUUUGGGUAG
Messenger RNA from Fusarium fujikuroi IMI 58289, 1986 nucleotides. RefSeq lists its product as uncharacterized. The transcript is spliced from 2 exons. The coding region runs from base 1 to 1986 and encodes 661 amino acids. Gene Ontology annotation, molecular function: DNA-binding transcription factor activity, RNA polymerase II-specific; zinc ion binding; transcription cis-regulatory region binding. The record is from RefSeq and is a predicted model, not a curated record. Gene Ontology annotation, biological process: positive regulation of transcription by RNA polymerase II. NCBI's taxonomy places the organism in Eukaryota, Fungi, Ascomycota, Sordariomycetes, Hypocreales, Nectriaceae. Gene Ontology annotation, cellular component: nucleus.